Molecule: messenger RNA, 384 nt
Organism: Staurois parvus
Lineage: Eukaryota; Metazoa; Chordata; Amphibia; Anura; Ranidae
Source: the annotation of a GenBank genome assembly
UCAUCUGGCACGACAGCGGGCACCGAGUCACCAAGCUCGACAGCGGGCACCGAGUCAUCUGGCACGACAGCGGGCACCGAGUCAUCUGGCACGACUGCAGGCACCGGGUCACCAAGCUCAACAGCAGGCACCGAGUCAUCUGGUAGAACAGCGGGCACCGAUUCACCAGGCCGGACCACGGGCACCAAGGCACCAGGCCGGACCACGGGCACCGAGGCACCAGGCCGGACCACGGGCACCGAGGCACCAGGCCGGACCAUGGGCACCGAGGCACCAGGCUGGAUCGGGUCAUCAGGCUGGAUCACGGACACCGUGUCAUCAGGCUGGAUCGCCGGAUCGGGUCAUCAGGCUGGAUCACGAACACCGGGUCAUCAGGCUGGAUCG